AUGGACGGCAUCACAGCCAACACCACCACGAUCAGUCCCCGGAAGCCGCGGGUGAUGCUCUACUCGUCCCCACUCAUGGGGCAUCUCGUCCCCAUGAUCGAGCUCGCCAAGCUCUUCGCCGCCCGUGGGCUAGCCAUCACCGUCGUUCUCAUGGACCCGCCGUACGAUACCGGCGCCACGGGCCCCUUCCUCGCCGGUGUCUCCGCGGCCAACCCCUCCAUUUCUUUCCAUCGUCUGCCACAGGUCAAGCUCCUGGAGUCCGACGACUCCGUGAUGCCGGCCUUAGCGUUCGCCCGCCUCUCCAACCCGCAUCUACGCGACUUCCUCGCUGGUGCAUCUCCGGACUUCCUCGUGGUGGACUUCUUCUGCAGUGCCGCUAUGGACGUAGCCUCGGAGCUCAACAUCCCCGCCUACUUCUUCUCCACCUCCGGCGCCCAGAUCCUGGCUUUCUUUAUGCACCUCACGGUUCUGCAUGGGAAACCACGAGGAGCUUCCGGGAAAUGGGCGAAGAACUCGUGCACGUCCCGGGGAUCACCCCGUUUCCGGCGACACACUCCAUUCAGCCACUCAUGGAUCGUGACGGUGCGUCCUACCAGGCAUUACUAA
Triticum turgidum subsp. durum (durum wheat) is the source of this 606-nucleotide messenger RNA. The record is from the annotation of a GenBank genome assembly. Lineage: Eukaryota; Viridiplantae; Streptophyta; Magnoliopsida; Poales; Poaceae.